Molecule: messenger RNA, 1240 nt
Organism: Nicotiana tabacum (common tobacco)
Lineage: Eukaryota; Viridiplantae; Streptophyta; Magnoliopsida; Solanales; Solanaceae
Source: RefSeq, a predicted model, not a curated record
UCAUCAUAUCUUUCUCUCCCCCCUCUCUCUCUUCUUCGCCCUUUUCACCGAACCCUAACUUUCCCCUUUCCAAACCCUAAUUCUGAACACACUAAAAAUCUCACUUCGAAAUCGAAAACUUCAGCCUACAUUAAAUUCAUAUCAUCGAUUUUUUGAUUAUACGAUGAAUACUCAGCCGAACAAUCUCUACGAUACGGCGUCGCAGCCGGACACCGGGAACGAUGCAUACACAUUCCUCGAAUUCAACACGCAAGGCGAAGAGUUCGAUUAUCCUGAAUUUCAAGAGCUUUCACAGCCAAUUCGAUCGUCAGCGUGGCCUACGCCGUCGGAUUCUCUGGUUUCCGAAGCACCCGAUCGGCCUCCGUCUUCUGACGCCUCUCCGUCCAAAAAAACCCGCGGUGGAAGCGGCGGAAAUGUCUCUGGUGGAGGCGGGAACGGAAAUGUUAUUGGUAGUAGUAGUAAUAAUCAGGCGGCAUCGGUGGUGGUGGAUGCAUUGGCGGCGGGGAUGAGCGGGUUGAAUUUUGAGGAGACGGUGGAUGAUGAGGGUUUUGAGUAUGGAAAGGGGGAUUUUGGUGUUGAGCAUGCUUGUAAGUACUGUGGAGUGACGAAUCCUGCUUGUGUAGUUAGGUGCAAUGUGCCGUCUUGCCGUAAGUGGUUUUGUAAUUCAAGGGGGAAUACUUCGGGCUCACAUAUUGUUAAUCACCUGGUGCGAGCAAAACACAAGGAGGUGUGCCUUCAUAAAGAUAGUCCACUUGGAGAAACGAUUCUAGAGUGCUAUAAUUGUGGAUGCCGAAAUGUCUUUCUUCUUGGUUUCAUUUCUGCUAAGGCAGAGAGUGUCGUUGUUCUCCUCUGUAGGGAACCUUGUCUUAGUGUUAAUGCAUUGAAGGAUAUGAACUGGGACCUAAGCCAGUGGUGCCCGCUCAUUGAUGACAGGUGCUUUUUGCAGUGGCUUGUUAAGGUCCCCUCUGAGCAAGAACAGUUGAGGGCGCGCCAGAUCAGUGCUCAACAAAUCAACAAAGUAGAAGAAUUGUGGAAGACAAAUCCAGAUGCUACCCUGGAAGAUCUUGAGAAGCCUGGUGUAGAUGAUGAGCCUCAGCCCGUUGCCUUGAAGUAUGAAGAUGCCUAUCAGUAUCAAAACAUAUUUGCACCAUUGAUCAAGCUCGAAGCUGACUACGACAAGGUAUGUCAGGUUUUGAAGAUGAUUUUACAUGCUGAAGCGUGAGUGCGUCAAUGAAUACUG